AUGGCUAACGACACUGCAGUGAUCACUGCGGCGCACACCGCCGGCCUCGACGUCGUCUGGCCACGCGGCAGCCGCCUUGGCGAACGGCUCGACCUCAUGGGACAGGCCGACGUUAUCUUCCUGCCGCAUGGCGCCGACGGCGCCAACCUUGUAUUCAUGCAGCCGUGCACACUCCUCGUUCAGUUGUGCCCGUGUGGCUACAGAGACAAGGACAGUUGCGAAGCACACUAUUUUGGAAACUUGGCAAGGGCCCUUGGUGGCGGGUAUGUAGCAGCCCACCUGCAGCACGACGAGAAUCCUACCUCACGACGUCAAUGCGUCGCGGCGAGGAAGAAGUGGAAUACGGCGACCAUGUUUGCGAGUGAACCAUUCUUGAUCGCCUUGCUGGCGCACGCAAUCAAUGAGUACCAACGCCUUUUCACCAAUUGUACGCGUUCCCUGCACACCGUGCCCGGGCGGACGCUCCGCCGCCAAGAGCAGCGCUAA
Emiliania huxleyi CCMP1516 is the source of this 486-nucleotide messenger RNA. RefSeq lists its product as hypothetical. NCBI's taxonomy places the organism in Eukaryota, Haptophyta, Isochrysidales, Noelaerhabdaceae. The record is from RefSeq and is a predicted model, not a curated record. Bases 1 to 486 code for a protein of 161 amino acids. Gene Ontology annotation, molecular function: glycosyltransferase activity. The transcript has a single exon.